Ostertagia ostertagi is the source of this 345-nucleotide messenger RNA. The record is from the annotation of a GenBank genome assembly. Lineage: Eukaryota; Metazoa; Nematoda; Chromadorea; Rhabditida; Trichostrongylidae.
GUGAAUAAGGAAUCAGCUCAACGACCUGCUCGUGAUUCAGGUCCAACCAAGGCCGGCACUGCAGCGCAAGCUAAUAUAAUAAAAGCAUCUGAUUUCACAUUCCUCAAUGUGCUUGGGAAAGGGUCCUUUGGAAAGGUACUGCUGGCCGAGCAUAGGGUUACCAAAGAACUCUUCGCCAUCAAAGUGCUGAAAAAGGAUGUCAUUCUACAGGACGACGAUGUGGAAUGCACUAUGACAGAAAGACGAGUUUUAGCAUUGCCCGAAAAGCCACCAUUCCUAGUUUCGCUUCACAGCUCCUUCCAAACGAUGGAAUCGUAUCUUUAUUUUGUUAUUGAGAGUUCAUAA